Molecule: messenger RNA, 1743 nt
Organism: Adineta ricciae
Lineage: Eukaryota; Metazoa; Rotifera; Eurotatoria; Adinetida; Adinetidae
Source: the annotation of a GenBank genome assembly
AUGGAAAAUGAUAUAUUUAGACUUUUUCAACGUGCAACUCAUGAUCCUCAAUCAGAUUAUGCUGAAUUAGUUGAAGAUGACGAAAGAAAUUCUCAACGACGUAUUAAAACUAUUCCAUCUACAUCAGCAAAUUAUGGUUCCUAUGGAUAUUCUCGUAUCCCAUUUGUUAAUUCAAUUCGAAAUAUGCCUGUUCGAUAUCAAACAGCAUUUCUCAGUUCCUUAGGUUUUCUUAUUUCCUUCGGUAUUCGAUGUAAUAUGGGCGUGAGUGUAGUGGCAAUGACACAUAAUAAAACGGAAAAAUAUCCAAAUGGAACAAUCAAAUUAGUUCAACUCGCUCAAUUUGAUUGGACACCGGGAAUUAUCGGAAUUGUUGAUAGUUCGUUUUUUUGGGGUUAUCUUGUCACACAAGUACCUGGAGGAUAUUUAGCAGCUAAAUUUCCAGCAAAUCAUGUAUUUGGAUUUGCACUUGGAAUUUCUUCGUUUCUAAACUUAUUUAUUCCCUUUGCUGCGAAAAUUCAUUAUGGAUUUGUAAUGAUUCUGCGAAUUUUACAAGGACUUGUCGAAGGUGUAACAUAUCCCGCUGCCCAUGGUAUUUGGCGAUGGUGGGCACCACCAUUAGAACGAAGUACGUUAGCAACUAUCUCGUUUACCGGUUCAUAUGCAGGUGCCGUUCUGGGAAUUCCUUUGUCGGGAAUUUUAACUGAAUAUUUCAAUUGGCAAGUCGCUUUUUAUUUCUAUGGUAUUAUUGGGAUAUUAUGGUCAAUUGGUUGGUGGUAUGUGUCAUAUGAACGUCCGGCGAUACAUCCGAAGAUUAGUGAAGAAGAACGAAUCUAUAUUGAAGAAAGUAUUGGUGAAGCGAGUUCAGUUGCAAAUAAAUCGUGGAUCAAACCACCAUGGCGUUCAUUUUUUACAUCAAUGCCAGUAUGGGCUAUAGUUGUUGCUAAUUUCUGUCGUUCAUGGUCAUUUUAUUUAUUAAUUAACUCUCAAGCUGAAUAUUUUCAAGAAGCUUUAGAUUAUAAUGUUGGAAAGGAUCCAUUUGCUGCAGCUUUACCUCAUCUAACCAUGUCGUGUAUUGUUCCAUUUGCUGGUAAAUUAGCUGAUUACUUGCGUCGUAAUUAUUUAACAACGACCGUUGUUCGAAAGAUAAUGAACUGUGGAGGAUUCGGUAUGGAAGCGGUUUUUCUCCUCUUUGUUGCAUAUGCAAAGAGCCCACCAUUAGCAAUAGUAGCAUUGACAAUCGCAGUCGGUUUUAGCGGAUUUGCGAUUUCAGGAUUUAAUGUUAAUCAUCUUGAUAUUGCGCCACGGUACGCGAGUAUUCUUAUGGGAAUAUCGAAUGGUGUUGGAACAUUAGCUGGAAUGUUAUGUCCUGUUGCUGUAGAAUUUUUAACGCGAAAAGGCAGACGCGAUGAGUGGGCGCAUGUUUUUCUGAUCGCUUCAUUAAUUCAUUUCGGUGGAGUUAUUUUCUAUGGAAUGUUCGCAUCAGGUGAAAAGCAGCCAUGGGCUGAGCCACCUCCGGACAACAAUGAUUCAUCAUGGUCAACAAACAAAAAUCCGAAUAAUGAAAACGAUCGAUUUCCAUUAUAUGGCGCAACAGCAACAAAUGAAACAAGUGGUUAUCAAGGAGGUGAUCCAUUUGCUGGGAUGGCAAAUGGAAAUUAUACAAAUAUUCCCGGUCGAAAUGUAAAUCCAUCAUCGUCAAUUCCACUUACAAUUGAAAAUCCCUUGUAUCGUAAUGAUCGUUAG